UGGUUUCUGUCAGUUAAGGUUGACCUGUGUAACACCUGUAGUUUCUUACGGAUUUCUUCUCAGCUCGAUAUGGAAGCAGGCGAGGAAAAUGGCAACAAUAUGGGCUUGAAGAGACAGAGAGCACCGCUGUCGGAUUCAGAGGACAAUAACUGCUCAGCACCAGAGACCAGUGACAGUCAGAAGAGGCGCCGUCUGGAAGCGGCCGGUCAGGAGAACCGCUGCCCUGAAGCAUCUUCCUCUGGACGCCGAGCAGAGCUUGAAACCAAACCCGACACACCGAUAGUUCCCUCAGUCCGGUCACGAGUUCAACAGCUCACCCAGAGAAGAGAUGGAGGAGCUCCUCCUGCACAGCGGUGUCUCUCGGAUCCAGGCGGGGACAGCAAGGGCUACAAAGAGCCUCUCCUUGGUGAGGCAGAGUUCAAUCAGCGGAUGGAGCGAUUCAAAAUGGCCUCUUUCCAGAGUAGCCCCACCAACACCCCAAGCACCGCCAACCAGUGCCCCCGGACACGCUCCAGCUUUGUGUCAGUCAUCCAACAAAAACUCCAGGGCUCAACUACACCCAGCUCAAAGCAGGUUUCUCGCAUCCGCCAGGAGCGAGAGCAUGAACUGAGUCAGGUGCCGUUUCAGCCCAUCGCUGAGAACGCCUGGCUGAAACGGAGCAGCUCAGAUUCCGCUUUAGCAGAGGAUCAAGGUGUCGCUGAUGUGAAAGACUUUAGUUUCACUGAACCUCCGACGACAAGUGCAGAGAGUGCAUCUCUUAAUAUGACAGAUACUGAAGUGAGCUUUCGUGAUGACACCAACACUGGUGAAAUUAUCGAUCAGAUGUUCGAGGAGGUGCUCGAAUAUGCUGAAAGGAUGGAAGGCCCUGAGGAUCACGACAGUGGUAUUGGGGCUUGCUCCGUCGAAAACGAUAAGAUGGAGACGGAGAAGGAAAAAAGUGAAGAAGAGGUAGAGGCCAAAGAGGAGAAGAGUGAUAAGGUUGAUAACAUCAGAGAUGAGCUGCUCAACUUUCCUCCCACUGGCAUCCUCUCUCCUCUCAGCAAGUCUGUAGAGGCUGUGGUCACCCCACUGCGACUGGCCGCAAGCCAGGAGCCCAUCCCUCCUUUGCUCCUGACGCCAGAUGAAACUAACGCCCCUCCUGCUGAAUCUGCUCCCCUGUACAGCAUCGAUGCCUACCGCACACAAAGGCAGAGUAAGCUUCCCAUCGUUCAGAGCGUCACUCCGGGGGUUCAGAGACGGGCUGAAGAGGCGCCCAAGCCUCAACCGCCUGUCAACAUCAAGGAGAAAAUAGCGGCUCUUAAUGAAGAAGCUGGGAAACUGCAGACUGUGAUUAACCAGACGCUGCAGGCCCUGAACUGCUGUACGGAUGAGGAGCACGGGCGAGGCUCAUUGGAGGAGGCCGAAGCCGAGAAACUGCUGCUGGUCUCGUGUGAGAAGCGCUCUGCCCUGCUGGCUGAGGUGGCCAGACUGAAGGAGGAGAGGAGCUCAGAAUCUGGAGACAGUGAAUCCAUUUCCCAGCAGCCCUGCAGAGGCACUGUCAGCAUCACAAACAUCCAGCUGCCGCUCAAGGUGGAAUAUGUCUGCUCCUCACACAACCGUGCAGGUCGACCAAGUCACUACUUCUUUGUUCUUAUCCGCUACGGACCCUGCAACAUCGUCGCCACCCCUCUGGCCACAGCUGCAGAUGCUCAGAACGGAGACACCAUCUCCUUCCCCACAUCUGUCACUAUGAAGGAUAUUCGCUCAUCCUUUGAAAUUGAUGUGGAAGUCUACAGCCUGUCCCAAACCUCAGCUAGUAACUGCACCAUGGAGCGGGCCUCCACCAAGCCACGGGUCACUCCAAGAAAGCUUCUGAAUACUCUCACGCAGAGAUCCAGCGUCAGUUCAACAUCUGCUGCGCCUCCUCUCAUCACCCGUCGCUCCAGUAACUUUUGUCUGGUCGGCUCUCAUAAGAUCACGUUAGCCUCACUGGGACACAGCAAAUUCCCCCUGGAUAAGAUGAAACUGGAUGGCAAAGUCAGGAGGCUGCUGGGAGAUGAAUUUCAGGAAAAGGUACCCUUUCUUUCUCCUCUAGAGGGCAACAUCUACCUGCAGCUGGAGAGCAAGAGCCACUCUGACGUCCAGCACCAAGGCUUCCUGACGAUGUUCGAGUUGGUCAGUGGGUAUGGGGUCUGGCAUCGCCGCUUUUUUGUCCUGGAGGAAUGCAACCUGUACUACUGGAACUAUCCAAAUGACAGAGAAACAAAGGAGGCAGAAGGCAGCAUCUCUCUCUCCAGCUCACAGAGUCAGUGCGUCAGCCCUGUGAAGAGGGAGUUGUGUGCUCGACCUUUCACCUUUGAGCUGGUAAGCAGCGUAUCGCAGCAGGAGCAAGACCUCAGCCAGGAUGCCGCAGCCAAGUGUUGGUUUUCGGCAGACACCAAGCAGGAGAGGUUGGACUGGAUGGAGAAGCUCAACCAGGCUCUUUUGGACUUUCACACGUGGAAUCGAACCCAAACAGAGAGUCAGCAGUCAAACACGUCCAGCAGUGGGAACCUGAGGGAGAGUAUACUGUAACACAUCACUAAGACACCUGCUGGGAUGUGCUUCAGGGUUUACUCUUCAUCUCAGAGUGUUUGCCUCUCUGACAUGUGUCUCGUUGAUUUAUCUUUGGGAGAUUUUUUUUUUUUCCUUGUAUGUGUUUCUUUUUAAC
This is a messenger RNA of Pelmatolapia mariae (spotted tilapia), 2689 nucleotides long. RefSeq names its product anillin, actin binding protein 2 (gene anln2). The record is from RefSeq and is a predicted model, not a curated record. The coding region runs from base 70 to 2553 and encodes 827 amino acids. The transcript has 23 exons. Gene Ontology annotation, cellular component: actomyosin contractile ring. Gene Ontology annotation, biological process: septin ring organization; actomyosin contractile ring assembly; mitotic cytokinesis. Lineage: Eukaryota; Metazoa; Chordata; Actinopteri; Cichliformes; Cichlidae.